CCGCAACCUUACUCAUCCUUUGCUUAUGCCCAAAUCAUCACCACCAUAACCCAAGUGCCAGGGAAACGCAGCCGCAUACAAAUGCACCCUCCUGCCCUGCUCAUUGGGCAAUCUCGCUGCAGCAGCAGCAGCAGUCAGUCAGACAGACGCUCUCAGAGGCCCUUCGAGAUUCACUCUGAGACCCAGUGCUGCUCACAAGUACUGCUCUGAGUACGGCAUCGUCCUAAGUGUGAGCAGUUGGCAUUGCACACAAGUGGGUGGGAGGGGUAGCCGAACCUCUCCAGCACCUCUGAGCUCCAUCUUGUGGCCUGCAAGUAAAGCAUUCCGAACCUUUGCAAUCUUCUUCUUCUGAAGCCAGGCUCUCUUUCUGUACUCCACCCCCCAGCUCCGCCUCUCUUUGAGCUGCUAGCACUCGAGAGUACCCACCCAUCCUUCGAUCCACCUCGCAGAGAGCAAGAAAGGUGGAGACAUUUCACUGACAUUGCCGGGAAAGUGCUUGAGGGAGGAAGUCAAGUGGGGGAGAGAGUGAGUGCCCACAUUGUCUCGAGGUUCUUAGUUUCCAGCCUCCCUAAAAGUCACUCCCUGCCUCCCUCCAUUCCUUCCAUUCCAUUCUGCUUCCUAGAAACUGAUUGACACAUUGAAUCGAAGGUUCUUCUGUCCUGGGCAAAUGACGACGAGGAAAUGCAGCAGGAAUUUACUGCUCACUGCGUUUCUGCUGCUGACUACGUACAAUGCGGAGGCUGCUCCAGACAUCGGUACAGACUUCUACGUAACAUGGGCAGAUAGGCUCGUGGAAUCACCUGAUGGCGGCAAGACCAUUACUCUCAGUCUUGACUACAACUCUGGCUCAGCCAUCGGAACGACGAACAAGUACAUGUUCGGCUACUUCAGCGCGGACAUCAAGCUGGUCGGUGGGAAUUCAGCAGGCACGCUUGCCACUUUUUACCUGAAAUCCAUCGGCGAGUACGCCGUGCACGACGAGCUGGACUUCGAGUUCUUGGGCAACAGCAGCGGGCAGCCCUAUGCUCUGCAGACGAACGUGUUCGCCAACGACCUCGGAGGACGAGAGCAGCGCAUGAACCUCUGGUUCGACCCCACCGCAGGAUUCCACAAUUACGCCAUUCUCUGGAACCGGCACAUGAUCAUAUUCUACGUGGACAGCACGCCGAUCCGAGUGUUCCCCAACAACAACCGACUCGGAGUGAAUUACGUGCAGAGCAACCCCAUGAAGCUGUACUCGACCAUCUACAACGCCGACGACUGGGUGACGCAAGGCGGCAAGGUGAAGAUCGACUGGAGAUGGGCUCCGUUCCGCGUCACCUUCAAGAACUACAACCUGCAAGGCUGCGCGUCUCAGAUGAGCGGGGCCACGCAGUGCUCCACCUCGUGGUGGGAUGAGCCCCGGUACUGGAGCCUGACCACGGGACAGUACGACGGCAUCAAGUACAUCCAGCAGCGCUACGUGACUUACAAUUACUGCACCGAUCUGAGACGCAAUCCCACUCCCCCUCCUGAAUGCGCUAACACCUAAGAAUUUUGACCCCAUCUCCAUCGAUCCAUCGAUCCAUCCAUUCAUCUAUUCAUCGCCUUGCAACCUUCGCUCCGCCUCGAUCCGAAAGUGUUCUGCAAUACAUUCUUGUACUAUGCUCUAUUCUACUUUAGAAAGUGCUUUCCAAUAAGGUCAAGAGCAACGAUUCAUUGAUCAGCUUGCUUAUAGGGGGUUAUACCAUAGAUUCAUUUAUUUUUUCAUAUCCAUUGUGAGGUGGAUAUUUCUCCCUUCACCAGAAAAAAGGGAAAAAAAAUUAAAGAGCCUGAGAUUCAGCUGUUAAU
Molecule: messenger RNA, 1830 nt
Organism: Marchantia polymorpha subsp. ruderalis
Lineage: Eukaryota; Viridiplantae; Streptophyta; Marchantiopsida; Marchantiales; Marchantiaceae
Source: the annotation of a GenBank genome assembly